Messenger RNA from Didymodactylos carnosus, 1518 nucleotides. Lineage: Eukaryota; Metazoa; Rotifera; Eurotatoria; Philodinida; Philodinidae. The record is from the annotation of a GenBank genome assembly.
AUGCCUGAUUAUCUAUCCAGAUAUCCUGUCGAUGAUGCAGAAGAAGACCCUGAUGACAUCAUUCUCACGUCCUCAAAAUCAACUCAGACGCAUGACGAACUAAACUCCGAAUUUCUUUCAAUCGUCGCAGCAGUACAAACACGUUCAGCAACGAGGCAGUCAGCGUCAAAUAACCCCUCGACAAAAAUAACACCAUUACAAACAACAGAAAAAACAAUGUCUCUCGACACCACUAAUUAUGCGCCUCAUCGACUUAACGGUGAUCCAGAAGUUCUUUCUCGGGAGAACUAUAUUAUUCCAUUUACCCUUGAGCAACUGAAAGAGGCACAGCACGAUGACCUUCAAUUGCAAGACAUAAUGCGCAAUAUCAAGAAUCAUAAGAAAUAUCUCGUUCAAAAUGACAUAUUAAUGCGCCGAACUUUUCCUCCAGUUCCAUACGUUCCCCAAGGUGGAUAUCGGUCAAGCAUUCUCAAAAUCUACCAUGAUACAUCAGCUAACGGAGCACAUUUCGGUCGUGAUCGAACAAUUGAAAAGAUCAAAAAACGUUAUUUUUGGCCCUCCAUGAACAAAGACAUCGCAAAUUACGUUCAAUCCUGCAUUCCCUGUGCUCAAUUUAAUCCUCGUCGUCAAAAACCUCCUGGUGCAUUAAAGCCCAUCAAACCACCAGAUGGAGUCUGGCAACUGUUAACGAUGGAUUUUCAUGGUCCCAUUUCACCAACAUCAAAACGUGGCAACAAAUACAUCAUCUCGCUCACUGAUGUCCUAUCCAAAUUCGUGGUCGCUCGAGCGGUACGGGAUUGCUCCGCUCAGACAGCUGCUCGUUUCCUUAAGGAAGAUAUCAUCACAAAAUAUGGAACACCUCGCUGUAUCUUGACGGAUAACGGAAGUCAUUUCACAGCCAAAAUGAUGGAUGAAUUAUUUCAACAAAUUGGCGUUACUCAUUUAUAUUCAACACCAUAUCACCCACAAACCAACGGCCAAAUUGAACGAUAUAAUUCAACAAUGGAUGCCAAAAUUGCAGCGUUAUCAAACGAACAAAAAACCGAUUGGGAUGACCAACUCCCUUUUGUUACAUUCAAUUAUAAUACCGCGCUUCAUGCAACAACAAAACAAAUUCCAUUCGAAAUGAUGUAUGGCCGAUCUCCGAUCCUUCCUUUUGAUCAUCAAGACCCAACCGUCUCGCUCACACAAGACCCAGAGCAUUGUAAUAAAUUAAAUAAAUAUUUGUCGUCAUUAACCGAACAAGCCAAGCAAAACAUCUCGAAAAGUCAGCAGCAAUAUAAACAACGAUAUGAUGCUAAUAGAUCAAACCCAAAGUACAAUAUUGGUGAUCUCAUUCUCGUUAAAACACUCAAUCCUCGUCACAAAUUCGAUAUUAGACAUGAAGGCCCAUUCAAAAUUGUCCAGCAGCUCGGUCCAAAGACCUUCAUCAUCGAACAUGUAAAGAAGACAACAUUACAGCGUCAAGUGACGGUCGAUGCGAUCAUUCCCCUUUUUCAACGAACACCAUUACCAUAG